Messenger RNA from Capsella rubella, 1592 nucleotides. RefSeq names its product UDP-glycosyltransferase 76E4. The transcript is spliced from 2 exons. NCBI's taxonomy places the organism in Eukaryota, Viridiplantae, Streptophyta, Magnoliopsida, Brassicales, Brassicaceae. The record is from RefSeq and is a predicted model, not a curated record. Gene Ontology annotation, molecular function: UDP-glycosyltransferase activity. The coding region runs from base 100 to 1458 and encodes 452 amino acids.
UUUUUCUUACACAAGUGGGAUUUUAAUAGAAGUACUUGGAUCUCACUUAUUGCAUUUGAGAAGAUAGAACAAAAAAAAGGGAGAGAAGGAGGUCAAGAAAUGGAGAACAGAGCAGAGAAGAGAAGGAUUGUGUUAGUUCCAGUAGCUGCACAAGGACAUGUAACUCCAAUGAUGCAACUUGGGGUAGCCCUUCAGUUAAAAGGCUUCUCAAUUACAGUUGCUAAAAGACAGUUCAAGCAAAUAAGCUCUUCAUUACAACAUGUUCCUGGUUUUGACUUUGUCACCAUACCAGAAAGCUCAGAUAUGUCUGAAUUUAAAGGACUAGGACCAGCCGAGUUUCUGAUGAAGCUUAACAAAACCAACGAGGCAAGUUUCAAGGAGUGUAUAAGUCAGUUAUUGCUGCAACAAGGCAAUGAUAUCGCAUGUAUCAUCUAUGACAAGCUUAUGUACUUUUGUGAAGCUGCAGCUAAAGAGUUCAAGCUUCCUAGUAUCAUCUUCAGUACUAGCAGUGCUACAAUUCAAGUUUGCUACUGUGUCUUAAGUAAACUUGAGGCUGAGAAGUUCUUGAUUGACAUGAAAGAUCCUGAAAUGCAAGACAAGGUGUUGGAAGGUUUGCAUCCUUUAAGAUACAAAGACCUACCAACUUCAGGAUUUGGGCCAUUAGAGCCACUUUUGGAGAUGUGUAGGGAAGUAGUUAACACAAGAACAGCUUCCGCUAUUAUCAUCAACACAGCAAAUUCUCUAGAGAGCUCGUCUCUGUCUUGGCUGCAACAAGAACUCGGAAUUACAGUGUAUCCGUUAGGCCCUCUUCAUAUUACAGCUUCAUUGCCGGGACCAAGUUUACUGCAAGAGGACAGGAGCUGCGUUGAAUGGCUUAACAAGCAAACACCAAGAUCAGUCAUAUACAUAAGUUUGGGAAGCAAAGCUCACAUGGAAACCAAAGAGAUGUUAGAGAUGGCUUGGGGAUUGUCGAAUAGCAAACAACCUUUCUUAUGGGUAAUCCGACCAGGUUCUAUCCUUGGCUCCGACGGGAUAGAGUCAUUGCCAGAGGAGAUUAGUAAGAUGGUUUUAGAAAGAGGAUACAUAGUGAAAUGGGCACCGCAGAUAGAAGUACUUGCCCAUCCUGCAGUGGGAGGCUUCUGGAGCCACUGUGGAUGGAACUCAACACUCGAGAGCAUCGUGGAAGGAGUCCCAAUGAUUUGCAGACCAUUACAAGGCGAACAGAAGUUAAAUGCUAUGUAUAUAGAAAGUGUUUGGAGAAUAGGGAUUCAACUUGAAGGUGAAGUGGAAAGAGGAUGUGUAGAGAGAUCUGUGAAGAGAUUGAUCAUGGAGGAAGAAGGUGCAGGCAUGAGGGAGAGAGCCCUUGUUUUAAAAGAGAAGCUCAAAGCCACAGUGACAAGUGCAGGCUCAUCAUAUAACGCAUUGAAUGAGCUUGUCAAGGACUUGAAAACACAGUGAAACUAUUACACAAUUCAUGUAUUUAUUUUCAAGCUUGUUGUUCUUUCUUACCUAGCUAGGUCUUUGAAAAUUCGAAUAAACAUGUCACAAAAAAACGUAUCUGCAUUAUGUUGUUAUACCAGUCUCCAAAACCA